This is a messenger RNA of Panicum hallii, 1821 nucleotides long. Its product is annotated as stress response protein NST1-like. Lineage: Eukaryota; Viridiplantae; Streptophyta; Magnoliopsida; Poales; Poaceae. The coding region runs from base 101 to 1534 and encodes 477 amino acids. The record is from RefSeq and is a predicted model, not a curated record. The transcript is spliced from 2 exons.
GUCUCUCCUCUUUUUCUUUUGCUCCUUCCUCGCAGCAGCAUCCGCCGCCGCCGCAAACACAUCUAGGGUUUCGUGAGGGACAGGUUAAGGCGACGGCACGAUGAAGAGGGCUGCUGAGCCCGUGGCCGGCGACGGCUCCAUCUGCGCCGUCAGCAUCACCAAGCGUGCCAAGCUUGAGGAGCCGGAGGCUGAAGCGGCCGACGGCAUCACCAGGCGCUCCCCCAAGCUCGAGGCUGCCGACGGCGCCGGCAUCUCGCCCGAGAAACCAUCCAAGAAGGAGAAGGGGGCAGAGGAGAAGAGAAAGAGAUCCAAGAAGAAGAGGGCGGAGGAGAAGAACAAGCAGCCCAACAAGGUGGAGGUGGCCCCUGACUUAAGCAUGGAGGAGAAGAUCAUGGCCAAACUGGCGGAGUUCGACAAGAAGAUGGCAGAGGAGAAGGGCAAGAGAUCCGACCAGGAGAAGAGGAUAGAAGAGUUCAACAAGAAGAUGGCACAGGAGAAGAGAGAGUUCGACAAGAAGAUGGCACGGGAGAAGAGCAAGAGAUCCGACCAGGAGAAGAGGAUGGAGGAGAUGUUGAUGAGGAUAGAGAAGAUUGCCUCCAAGAUCGAGGAGCAGGUGGCCGAUGAUGGCAUGAAGAAAGAGAAGAUGACAAAAGUGAAGAGGGCGAAGAAGCUCGAGGGCGUCGAGGUGAGAGAGAACAAGGUGAUGAGAGAGAUGGCGGACAACGAGGCUGGUGGGUUGAAGAAGAAGAAGGUUGUGACGUGGAGCUUGAGCCAGGAACUCCUCGAGUACCUGCGCGCCAAGGAGCUGAUGGGCCUCCUAGCGUCUGAGGCGUCUCUCCCACUCUGGGCAAACAAGAUGACAGAAGAGCUGUUCCCCAACCCAGAGGAUCCCAACCCUGAGGACCCUGACCUCAAGGAUGAAAUCCCACUCAAGGAACGAAUCGCUGCUGAAUUCCAGGAGAACAGAGAAUUCGAUGCCCACGUCCUGUACCAGUACCGCACCGAGGGAUACGUUGAGAUCGAAGAGGAGGUCUCGGACGAGGAGGUUGAUGAGGAAGUCUCUGACAAAGAGCAUGAUGUGGAGGCAGAUGGGAUCCUUGUUGGUAAGAAGCCUGAGAAACUAUCCAAGAAGGAGAAGGGGGCAGAGGAGGAGAGCAAGAGAUCCAACCAGGAGAAGAGGACCGAGGAGAAGAACAAGGUGGAGUUCUUAACCAUGGAGGAGGAGAUCAAUGCCGAACUGGCGGAGGAAGAGAAGAAGAACAAGAGGCUGCUGACGGUGGAAUUGAGCCAGGCUCUGAUGGAGCACUAUUUGUUCCAUGAGGUCUUGGACUACAUGGUGGCUAAACCCAUGGUCACAUUUGGAGAAUACAACUUCCGGCAAGACCUGGGGAUGUACGAUGAUCCCUACAAAGGGGCCAAAUUUUAUGCUUUCCGUAGGAGGUCCAUAGAACGCAAGGCGAACGUGCUCCAGCAGUACCACACCAAAGGUUCCGCGGUCCUCCAGUUCUAUGCCACCGAUGACGAGACAGAAUAAUCUGUGUUCGUUUGCUAGAAGCUGGCCGCAGGGUUUUGGUGCUAGGGAUUUGAUGCUAUCUUGAUUCAUGAGUUACCUUUGUCAGCUUCCUAAGUUGUAGUGUCUUGUCUGUGAUGCACUAUCCUAAGAUCUGCUCAUAACUAUAUAUGAUGUAAUCAUGCAUCCUGGUGUGUCAUCUCUUGGUACUGGUUACUCAGAUGUAUCAAGUACAAACCACUCUAUGUUAUAUUGUCAUCUCUUGGUACUGCUACAAAUCUAUAUUAUUAUUGUGACAUACAUUUUGUAUC